Molecule: messenger RNA, 1585 nt
Organism: Tachyglossus aculeatus (Australian echidna)
Lineage: Eukaryota; Metazoa; Chordata; Mammalia; Monotremata; Tachyglossidae
Product: V-type proton ATPase subunit S1-like
Exons: 11
Coding region: 32-1483 (483 amino acids)
Cellular component (GO): proton-transporting V-type ATPase complex
Source: RefSeq, a predicted model, not a curated record
GAGGUGUCCAUGGCAUAGCUAUUGGUCGAAGAUGACUGGACGGCACAAGACAAGACAAAGCUCACUAUGGCCUCUUCAGCCUGCAUUUCAUGAAGGACAUAUUAUCUCAAAGCAGGAGCUACACUUGUUCCUGAAACCAGCUAUUACUCAGCAUUCCCAGAAUCUUGUCUUAUUCCUUCAAGAUGAGCUCAGUGUAGAUGACCUCACAUAUUUCAGCAAUGACUGUGAAUCUGAGGGGUCACUCAGCAAUAUUCAGGAAAUUCUCUCAACAUCAGCAUCGGCAUUAGUUUUACCUUCUGUGGACUCCAAGGCUAUCAGUCACGUGAUGGACCACCUCCCCAAAAUGGCCCACUGGAAGCUAACACACAUAGAAGGCUUUAAUCUAUCUCACCUGGAGGUAGAUACCAGAAAGCCUAACUUAGUCAUAGUGACACUCCAGCCUGUCAAAAGAGGCACUACAACCCCUUAUCAGUUCCCUAUAAUCCCAGCCACCACCAUGGAGAUGUUGGACUCUCCAAAAGGAACUGAAAUGGAGGGAGGCUGGAGGUUAAAACAAAAAAAUGGUGGACAUAAAGGCAUCCGAACAAGCAAUCAAUUAAUAGGCCAUCAACCAAUUCAGGAGAAACGAAGUACGAGUGUUAAUUCCUUGAAAUACAGAGUAAUUAGAAGACUGACCACUAUCUUGCAGGAUCAAGGAGCUCCAUUUUCUGCUAUCUACACUGCAGUGAGAUCUUCAAGGAUUCCCAGACGGCCCAGUGUGAAAGUGCAAUCACGACGACAAUUACUGGAGGUUGGAGCUGAGCAGAAGGUUCCAUAUCCUCUGCUGAGCGUGACUGAUGGCAUAACAACCUGCAUCUUGUUUUUCGCCAGUAGAAUCACCCUGGUGAUGAACCACUCGCUCCGGGUGGAGCUCACCAACUUGACCUUCAUUUCUCAGAAAGUAAACUUGAAUGCAUCUAUGUGUUCCACCAACCAAACCAUGUUGUCCUUGAAGUAUACAGAACCCACAGAGGGAGUCAACAGCCUGGAAAUACAAUUUAAAAUGACCAGCAAGUUCUAUGCAAGUUCUGCUCGCAAAUGGUUUACUUUAGAUUCGGUGGAGAUUUUACAGGACAAUCGAGAGACUGCUCAGUUUAAGGCAUCAAUCAUCUCAGCUCCUGUGGAGUAUUCAUUUCACUGUCAGCUGGUGGGAACCAGUCCUCGCCAUGGUGCCUGGCUGAUUCCCUCCAAUAAUGAAGCAAGGAGCUGGGACAUUGUCAUUUCUGAAUUCCAAAUCCAAGCAUUUGGAGUCCAAAACAACCUGUUCCCAUGUGCCAGUGACUGCACUGCCUUCUUCUCUCCUGGAAUUUGGAUGGGUCUCGUGGUAUCCAUUGUCUUCCUCUGGAUCCUGAUAUAUGGAAUCCAUAUGAUCUUGCAGCUGACCACCAGCAGUAGAUUUGACAACCCCAGAGAUAACCCACUGUCCAUUCCUCACGCAGAAUGAAUACCAAUUGAUUGAUUGACUGAUUAAUUGAAUGAAUGACAGACUAGCCCUGCUUCGAUUCGCGGCUACCUUCAAUCUCUUUAUCAAUUCUCUAUGGCCAUC